This is a messenger RNA of Chiloscyllium plagiosum (whitespotted bambooshark), 1876 nucleotides long. Lineage: Eukaryota; Metazoa; Chordata; Chondrichthyes; Orectolobiformes; Hemiscylliidae. The record is from RefSeq and is a predicted model, not a curated record.
GAAUCUGAAGGAUGUCCUCGCUGAAAUCAUCCCCAAGGAGCAGUCAAGGAUUCGAGCUUUCAAGAAACAGCACGGCCAGACGGUUAUCGGGCAGAUUAACGUCGACAUGGUGUACGGUGGCAUGCGAGGAAUGAAGGGCUUGGUGUAUGAAACAUCCGUGUUGGACCCCGAGGAGGGUAUCCGUUUCCGUGGCUACAGCAUCCCAGAGUGCCAGAAGCUUUUACCGAAGGCACCCGGGGGAGAGGAGCCCCUUCCUGAAGGUCUGUUCUGGCUGCUGGUCACGGGAGAAAUCCCCACACAGGAGCAGGUUAACUGGGUGUCGAAGGAGUGGGCAAAGCGAGCGGCGCUGCCCUCGCACGUGGUCACCAUGCUGGACAACUUCCCGAACAACCUGCACCCCAUGUCCCAGCUCAGCGCCGCCGUCACGGCUCUCAACAGUGAGAGCGGCUUCGCCCGGGCCUACUCCGAGGGAGUCAGCAAGGCCAAGUACUGGGAGUUUAUCUACGAGGAUUCGAUGGAUCUGAUCGCUAAGCUCCCCUGCGUGGCGUCAAAGAUUUACCGGAACUUGUACAGGGAGGGGAGCAGCAUUGGUGCCAUUGACCCUGAGCUGGACUGGUCUCACAACUUCACCAACAUGCUGGGUUACUCUGACCCUAAGUUCACAGAGCUCAUGAGACUUUACCUCACUAUCCACAGCGAUCACGAGGGCGGUAACGUCAGCGCCCACACCAGCCACUUGGUGGGCAGCGCUCUCUCUGACCCCUACCUGUGCUUCGGAGCAGCGAUGAAUGGGUUAGCGGGACCCCUGCAUGGUCUCGCCAAUCAGGUGUUAGCUGUCUCUUGCGUUUACAUCUGUUUCCUCUCUUUCCCCCCCCCCCGCAUCCCACACUCGCUGCAGGUUGUUCCCGGUUAUGGCCACGCUGUCCUCCGCAAGACUGAUCCCCGCUAUACCUGCCAAAGGGAAUUUGCCCUCAAGCACCUGCCAAGCGACCCCAUGUUCAAGUUGGUCGCUCAACUCUACAAGAUCGUCCCCGGGGUGCUGCUGGACCAGGGCAAAGCCAAGAACCCCUGGCCGAACGUGGACGCACACAGUGGGGUCCUGCUGCAGUAUUACGGGAUGAAGGAGAUGAAUUACUACACCGUUCUAUUUGGUGUUUCCCGGGCUCUGGGAGUCCUUGCCCAGCUGAUCUGGAGCAGGGCCCUGGGCUUCCCCUUGGAGCGGCCCAAGUCGAUGAGUACAGACGGCCUAAUACAGCUGGUGGACGCUAAAUCGGGCUAAAGAGCGCAGCCCCUCUCUCCCCCCGCCACAGUGAGAGGGAGGGAGGGAGGAGAGCCCAUGAAACAGCAUUCACGCUAGACCCCGGUGCGCGCACACCAUCAUCUACGCUCCCUUCCUGCGUUGGCGAGCAGGGUUACCUGAUGGAUGAGAUGUAAUUUUUAUUGUCCUUGUGACUGGUUUAUUUUGCCUCUUGGGUUUCCAGUGUGGUGGGGGUGGGGGGGGCGGGGGGAGAGAGAGAAAGAGGAUUAAUGUUUGUAAGCAGAGUGCAGAGGAUUUAAUUUAAUUAUCGGCGCGGUUUGUGCAUUUGUUUAUUUUAGUUGUGUGUUUUUGUUUUUUUGUUUAGUGCGGGCUGCUUGUCUUGCAGUGCCAGGCAGACAGCAGUAACCGAUCGAAUACACUCCUAUAGUGGGGGGGGGGGGGGGGCACAGCGACAGUCCCCACCCUCACCCAGGGAAUAUUGACCAGCCCCAUCCACUCUGGAUCUGUGGUCUUGCUGUGUCCAGGAAGCAUUCUGAUCAUGUCUCAUCCCUCAGGAUACCCAGAAUCGGUGAGAAAAGAGAGAGAGAGAGACAAAGAAAGUAAAUGUUUUUAUUACUG